Messenger RNA from Triticum aestivum (bread wheat), 5797 nucleotides. RefSeq names its product receptor-like serine/threonine-protein kinase SD1-8. Gene Ontology annotation, molecular function: ATP binding; protein serine/threonine kinase activity. The transcript has 16 exons. Bases 731 to 5608 code for a protein of 1625 amino acids. The record is from RefSeq and is a predicted model, not a curated record. Lineage: Eukaryota; Viridiplantae; Streptophyta; Magnoliopsida; Poales; Poaceae. Gene Ontology annotation, cellular component: plasma membrane. Gene Ontology annotation, biological process: protein phosphorylation; recognition of pollen.
UUACCACUGAAAAAAAAAAACUAGCCGCAGUGCCCCCACCCUCCACUGCCGCCGCCGGCUCGCCGCAGUCCCCACUGCCGCCGCCGGUCCAGCAGCCAUGCCGCCACCGCCAUAUGCGUCUCCGGCGCCUAGUCUCCCCUGCUUCCCCUCUCAUUCCAGGCGGCCAUGGCAAGCGGCCGGAACCUCAUCGCGCCGUCGCGGCCACCCUCCCCUAAUUUCCCCCGCCUGUCAUCUCCAGCCGCGACAGCCUGCUCGCGCUCGCCGUCGAUCGGUACGUGAUCGUCCCACCCACUCGAGUUGACAAAUCGGAUGCUGCCUGAUAAUUUUUUCUUCCUGAAGCGACGGGUGCUGCCUGAUAAGGGGACAGUGUGCCCGCACGUCGCCGCGACGACCCCGCCGGAGCUCCAUCUGACGUGUUGCGUCAGGUUGUCUGGUGGCCUGGCUGUGUGAGAUCCAAGUCCCCGGACUAUUGCUACCAUGGCGCAUUUAUGCCGACGAGGACUGCGAUGGGACUCCGGUCACCCGAUGGUUGUGAGUCGACCACGGUUUCUUGGCGUGUUUGAUACAAUCAACACAUCCAUGGCUUUGACAUGGAGCAUUUCUUGGUCCUUUAAUUCCCCACAAAGAUCAGCAGCUAGCAGUUUCAUAUCUGCAAGCAAGCAAAUACAGAGCAUUUCUUUCAUACCAUCUCCUUACUUUGCCCUUCACAAGCAUAUGCGAAGAAGGCUUAAUGGGCAUGACUCUGCUCCCCCUUUUCAUCCUCCUAAUAUUGAUUUGUCUCUGCAAAUCCGAUGACCGCCUAACACCUACGAAGCCACUCUUGCCUGGCGACAAGCUCGUCUCCAACAAUGGCAUCUUUGCUCUUGGUUUCUUCUCCCCAGAAAACUCGAGCGCAAACUCAUAUGUAGGCAUAUGGUACCAUGCCAUCCCGGAGCGGACAUAUGUGUGGGUGGCCAACCGCGACAACCCAAUCGGCAGCGGUUUGUCCGGGAAGUUGGUUCUCACCAACAGCUCUGACCUUGUCUUGUCCGAUUCCAAGGGCCGUAUCCUUUGGAGGACGACGAACAAUGUCACCGCCGGGGGUGAUGGGGCUGUGGCGCUGCUGCUCGAGGCGGGGAACUUUGUCGUGCAGUUGCAGAAUUUCACGCAGAUAUGGCAGAGCUAUGAUCACCCGACUGACACCAUCCUCCCCGGCUUCAAGUUAUGGGCGAACUACAAGACCCACACAGCAGUGCGCAUCGUUGCUUGGAAGGGUCCUCAAGACCCAUCCACCGGGAAAUUCCUCCUCAGUCGUGACCCCAGCACGGGCCUCCAGAUCCUCACCUGGCGCGGGACAAGCAAGUACUGGCGCAGCGGACUGUGGAACGGUGCAGAAGCCUCGGACAAGAACGGAUACAUGUGGUCCCAGAACGUCGAUGACGGAGAGACCAUCUACUCGACGUACAACACGGGCAACAGCUCCUCCCGGAGAUCCCACUGGAAGCUGGACUACACAGGCGACUUGAUGCUCAGGAUCUGGAGUGGCCAGUCAUGGGUGGUUCUGUUCAAGCGCCCAGAUGAUGGCUGCCGCCAAUACGGCUCGUGUGGUCCGUUUGGCUACUGUGACAUGCCCACCAGGGAGUGCAGGUGCCUUGAUGGGUUCGAGCCGGCGGACGGCUUCAGCGCCAACUUCUCCAGAGGAUGCGUGAGAAAGGAGGCGCUGACAUGUCGUGGCUACCAUUUCUCGGCCUUGCCUGGGAUGAAGGUACCUGACGAAUUUGUGUAUGUUAGGAGCAGAAGCUUCGAGGAGUGCACUGCUGAGUGUGAGCGUAACUGCUCCUGCACCGCGUAUGCUUACGCCAAUCUGAGCAGUAUUGUCGCAACCGGUGGCCCAUCAAGAUGCUUGGUCUGGACAGGGGAGCUUGUCGACUUAGAGAAGACAGGCGUACUUGGUGGCAACCUGUACCUUCGGCUUGCUGGCUCUCCUGGACACAACAGGAAGAGUGGUGUCCGUGUGGUAUUAAAGAUUUCACUCCCAGUUAUAUCGUUCCUGGUGAUACUCUCAUGCAUAUAUCUUGUCUGUAUAUGCAAGCUAAGAGGGAAACAAGUAAACAAAGAAAGCAUGAAAAGACCGGCCCUGGAACAGUUUAGCACUUCGCAAGAAGUUUGGGAUCAAAAUUUGGAAUUGCGCUCUAUUAGGUUCGAAGACAUCGCUGCUGCAACAAACAGUUUCCAUGACACGAACGUACUUGGAAAAGGAGGGUUCGGCAAAGUCUAUAAGGGAACACUAGAAAACGGAAAGGAAGUUGCUGUUAAAAGGCUUAGCAAGGGUUCUGAGCAGGGUAUAGAGCAUUUUAUAAAUGAAGUGGUUCUUAUUGCCAAAUUGCAGCACAAGAAUCUAGUUAGACUUCUUGGCUGUUGUAUUCAUGAGGAUGAGAAGUUGCUUAUUUAUGAAUACUUGCCCAACAAAAGCCUAGACAAGUUUCUCUUUGAUACUGCAAGGAAGUCUAUACUUGACUGGCCAAGAAGGUUCAACAUAAUCAAAGGGGUAGCUAGAGGACUUAUGUAUCUCCACCAAGAUUCGAGAACGACGAUAAUCCAUAGAGACCUCAAACCAAGCAACAUCCUGCUAGAUGUGGAGAUGAACCCGAAAAUAUCAGAUUUUGGAAUGGCAAGGAUCUUUGGAGGCAACGAGCAACAGGAAAGUACCAGACGAGUUGUUGGGACUUACGGGUACAUGUCACCUGAGUAUGCGAUGGAGGGCAUUUUUUCCGUCAAGUCUGACAGCUACAGCUUUGGUAUUUUGCUACUGGAGAUUGUAAGUGGAUUAAAGAUCAGCUCACCUCAUCAUCUUGUGAUGGACUUUUCAAACCUCAUAUCCUAUGCUUGGAACCUGUGGGCAGAUGGAAAAGUGAGGGAUUUCGUGGACGCAGCCGUCACGGAGAGCUAUUCGCUUGACGAAGUGUCCAAGUGCAUCCAUGUUGGGCUCUUGUGUGUCCAGGACAACUCCAGUGCUAGGCCACACAUGUCAUCGGUAGUGUCCAUGCUCGACAGUGAAGCCAUGCCUCGUGCAGCGCCGGAGCAACCUGUGUAUUUUGCACGGAUAAACUAUGAAAGCAGUGAAGCGAUGGAAGACACUGAGAACUCUGCUAAUGGCGUGAGCCUUACGGCACUAGAAGGACGAGUCCUUGUCCCCAUGACGCUGGGCUCCGAGUCUGAGGUCAACGGUGCCAAUGCACACGACCAUGAAUACUCUGGAUGCCCCAGCUAUGGCGGAAAGGCGAGGUCGCAGCACAUCGUGCUCACCAGUAUGUCGAUUGAUCUACGUUGCAUGAGAUUAUAUGUAGGCAUAUGGUACCAUGACAUACCGGAGCGGACAUAUGUUUGGGUGGCCAACCGCGACAACCCAAUCGGUAGCGGUUUGUCAGGGAAGUUGGUUCUCACCAACAGCUCUGACCUUGUCUUGUCGGAUUCCAAGGGCCGUAUCCUUUGGAGGACGGCGAACAACGUCACCGCCGGGGGUGACGGGGCUGUGGCGCUGCUGCUCGAGGGGGGGAACUUUGCCAUCCAGUUGCAGAAUUUCACGCAGAUAUGGCAGAGCUAUGAUCACCCGACUGACACCAUCCUCCCCGGCUUCAAGUUAUGGGCGAACUACAAGACCCACACAGCUGUGCGCAUCGUUGCUUGGAAGGGUUCUCAAGACCCAUCCACCGGGAAAUUCCUCCUCAGUCGUGACCCCAGCACGGGCCUCCAGAUCCUCACCUGGCGCGGGACAAGCAAGUACUGGCGCAGCGGACUGUGGAACGGUGCAGAAGCCUCGGACAAGAACGGAUACAUGUGGUCCCAGAACGUCGAUGAUGGGGAGACCAUCUACUCGACGUACAACACUGGCAACAGCUCCUCCCGGAGAUCACACUGGAAGCUGGACUACACAGGCGACUUGAUGCUCAGGAUCUGGAGUGGCCAGUCAUGGGUGGUUCUGUUCAAGCGCCCAGAUGAUGGCUGCCGCCAAUACGGCUCGUGUGGUCCGUUCGGCUACUGCGACAUGUUCGACAAGAUCAGCGGCGAGUGCAAGUGCCUCGAUGGGUUCAGGCCGGCAGACGGCUUCAGCGCCAGCCCCUCCAGAGGAUGCGUGAGAAAGGAGAACCUGACAUGCCGCGGCGACCAUUUCUUGACUUUGCCGGAGAUGAAGGUGCCUGACAAGUUUGUGUAUGUGAGGAACAGAAGCUUCGAGGAGUGCACUGCUGAGUGUGAGCGUGACUGCUCUUGCACCGCGUACGCUUACACCAACCUGAGCAGUAUCGUGGCGACCGGUGGCCCAUCAAGAUGCUUGAUCUGGACAGGCGAGCUUGUUGACUCUGAGAAGGCUGGUAUGCUUGGUGGCAACCUGUACAUUCGGCUUGCUGGUUCUCCUGAACACAGUUCUGCAGUAAACACCACGAAGAGGGGUGUCAGUGUGGUAUUCAAGAUCGCACUUCCAGUUAUAACAUUCCUGCUGACACUCACAUGCAUAUAUCUCGUCUGCAUAUGCAAGCAAAAAGGGAUACAAAUAAACAAGGAAACCCUGAAAAAACCGGCCCUGAAACACCUGAGCACUUUGCAAGAAGUUUGGGAUCAAAAUUUAGAAUUCCAGUCUAUUAUGUUCGAAGACAUUGCUGCUGCAACAAACAGUUUCCAUGACUCGAACGUACUUGGAAAAGGAGGUUUUGGCAAAGUCUAUAAGGGAAUACUAGAAGAUGGAAAGGAAGUUGCUGUUAAAAGGCUUAGCAAGGGUUCUGAUCAGGGGAUAGAGCAUUUUAGAAAUGAAGUGGUUCUUAUUGCCAAAUUGCAGCACAAGAAUCUAGUUAGACUUCUUGGGUGCUGUAUUCAUGAGGAUGAGAAGUUGCUUAUUUAUGAAUACUUACCCAACAAAAGCCUGGACCAGUUUCUUUUUGAUAUUGCAAGGAAGUCUAUGCUUGAUUGGCCAAAGAGGUUCAACAUAAUCAAAGGGGUAGCUAGAGGACUUAUGUAUCUCCACCAAGAUUCGAGAACGACGAUAAUCCAUAGAGACCUCAAGCCAAGCAACAUCCUGCUAGACGUGGAGAUGAACCCAAAAAUAUCAGAUUUUGGAAUGGCAAGGAUCUUUGGGGGCAACGAACAACAAGAAAGUACCAGACGAGUUGUUGGCACGUACGGGUACAUGUCGCCUGAGUAUGCGAUGGAGGGCAUUUUUUCCGUCAAGUCCGACACCUACAGCUUUGGUAUUUUGCUACUAGAGAUUGUAAGUGGAUUAAAGAUCAGCUCACCACAUCAUCUUGUGAUGGACUUUUCAAAUCUCAUAUCAUUUGCAUGGAACUUGUGGGCAGAUGGCAAAGUGAAGGAUUUCGUGGACCCAGCCGUCACGGAGAGCUACUCGCUUGAUGAAGUGUCCAAGUGCAUCCAUGUUGGGCUCUUGUGUGUCCAGGACAGCUCCGGUGCUAGGCCUCACAUGUCAUCCGUUGUGUCCAUGCUCGACAGUGAAGCCAUGCCUCGUGCAGCGCCGAGGCAACCUAUGUAUUUCGCGCAGAUAAAUUACGAAACCAGUGAUGCGACAGAAGACCUGGAAAACUCCGCCAAUGGUGUGAGCCUUACGGCACUAGAAGGACGAUAACUGGCUCAUGUAACUGUGCCAUUUCUACUAGCUAUCAAGAUUUACUUAUAUUUGAAGGAAUGUAUUCUAAUUAAGAUUUGUGUGCUUCUUUUCCUUGUUGGCCAUGGCAUUAAGCCCACUUUUGUUGGAUUGUACCGUUGACAUGGAUUGACAAUUUUUUGUCAAAUUAGUUGAGCGAUAAGUGUGAUA